AUUUUAUCUCCCGGUCCUUUAUUUGGCUGGGUUCAUGAUUCCAUUCAUCUUAUCUGUUUGUGAUCAACAAUAAAUCGACGUCAGGAUUACCUAGGCAUGCAACAUCGAAUAGCCUCAGCGUGCUUACUGGUGAUUCUGCUGGCAAAAGCUGAUGGUCUUCGGUGCUACAGCUGCAAUCUGAUUGGCGAUCCCCUGAAAUGCCAGACUACUGAGAUAUGUGGCGACCACAAGAUCUGCGUCGUUACGGAAACUAUUGACAGUGCCUUUAAUCUUACUUACAGACUAGGAUGUGAAAACGAACAGGAUUGUUCAGACAUUGCUCGGCGAUCCUCUGACGUCAGGAGAAGUCUAACGGAACAGUGUUGUCGGGAGGAUCUUUGUAACCGUGGAUACCCGAGGUCCCUGACCGCUAGACCAACCACACCCUCACCGACAACGGUCACUACCCGUCCUACCCAUGUGAUUACCACCCCAUCAACAGACCACACAACAAGACAUCAACACCACGUGCCCACUUCGUCUCUUCAUUUGUCAAGCAUUGCAGAAAGGUGCCCUCAUGGUCACUCGUUGGACGGCUAUUGUUACGUUGGUUCCAUACAGUACGGCCAUCAGUGGAGCAAAGUCAAUCGACACACAGCUGACACGUACUGCAGGAAUCACAACAUGACAUUAACAAGCAUUCAUUCGAAGGAUGAAGAAAUGUUCCUUACUAGGUUAAUGCAGGGAAAUCCUUUUUGGCUUGGUAUAAAGGACAUUCACUGGGACGACGGAACUAACUUUAAUUUCAACAGAUGGGAUUCCAGAAACUACCACUCGUCAACCAAUAGAAACUGUGUUGUUGUUGUUGUCUCUGGAGAAGACCACAUGUGGCGGACAGAAUCAUGCGACCAACAUCACUACUUCGUUUGUAAAAGAAAAAUGCAAAUACAUGUAGCUUCUCAAAAAUAAAGAGACGCCCGACCGAUUGAAAUGUAACCGAAAAAAUCAAGACACAGAUUUAAAAGACUUUUGUAUUUAUGUGAAGUUUUGUAUACGUAAUAAACGUUAAACAGUUA
Messenger RNA from Magallana angulata, 1055 nucleotides. RefSeq names its product C-type lectin domain family 10 member A-like. Bases 97 to 948 code for a protein of 283 amino acids. Gene Ontology annotation, cellular component: external side of plasma membrane. The transcript is spliced from 9 exons. The record is from RefSeq and is a predicted model, not a curated record. NCBI's taxonomy places the organism in Eukaryota, Metazoa, Mollusca, Bivalvia, Ostreida, Ostreidae. Gene Ontology annotation, biological process: biological process involved in interspecies interaction between organisms. Gene Ontology annotation, molecular function: carbohydrate binding.